AACUGUCAAAGAGCUAAACGUCAAACGUCAGAUUUUUAAAUGAUUGAGGUUGUCUCGUACUUAUCGAUUUUUAGGUAAAACAAUCAUAAACACAAAGUUAUAAAUAAUGUGAACUAUUAAAAGUGACGACAAUGACUGCUGCACAAGAUGUCUUCACCUUAAAGUGUAUAUUGAACAAUAUAAAAAUCAGGCUGUGUUCUCGGAUAGAGAGUGGAGUCAAACAACUAUUGGCUCUAAUUACAAGCGACAAUGAUGUCGUUCUUCAUUACACUUACGGAGAAUUACCUCCAGUAAUCAAGAGAGUUCCUUGGUUGUCAGACUCCAAUAAAGUGAUUCAAGCUAUUUGUUUUGACCCCACGGCCACAUGGCUUUUAGUUGUUUCAAUUGAUGGUUCCUUGUACAUAAUUCCCGCUUUAAGUUUAACAGACAAAAAGCAAAAAAUUGACUGCAAAUGGUCUCUGAACGACGUAACCCAUUUUCCAAAGCAUUCACAAACGCCAGAUUCAAAGCCCACUUGUGUUGUGUGGUGGCAGACUUUGGAUUGCAAUCAGAAUGCACUAGUAGGCUAUGAAAGUGGGGCUAUAGCUUUGAUAAGUCUAACUGAUGGACGAUGUUUGGGUUGUUGUGCAAUUUCUGAGGCUGUGACGCGACUCUCACUUUGUCAGGAUAAUACUCUAGACUCUGUUUCAUUAUUGAUAAAUGGAGAGAGUGGUCAACAAUGGCGCCUUGUACUCGAACAAAACUCAGUUGGCUGUUUAUGGCCUCCUGAGUCAACCAAUCAAUCAGAUGAUUUGACGCGCUCUAGAUUAUAUAAUUUAAAACAAAUGGGGGUGGAUAAAUUGGCAUCACUGAAACAACGUUUGGUUGAGGCCAGAGGAGGCAGAAGAGAUAGUCAGAGCGAUACAGCCAGUGAAUCUUCACAUUCAGAAUCCACACAUUCAGGUCCUGAGCUAUUGCCUUGUCUUUGUGAUACUAUUUUUGCACCACAAUAUGCAAGAAAUCGUUACUUAUUUUCUGCGUUUUAUAAACCUACAAGUUUACUGACUGUGCAUGGAGUUGAUGUUGAUUCAGCGCCGUUGUUUGUCCACAAGUUAAUGACUGGGACGAGUACACUUUUGUUGACUGAUAAAUUGAUUUAUACUGUUAAUGACGAAAGAAAUGUGGUUUCGGUUAUCAGCAAUCAACUGUCGGAGUGUAGGAUGGAAGGCGAUGCUAAAUUUAAUCCCGAUGCCCUUGUAGCACAAUUUACAAUUGAAAAAGAGACAAUUUUAAAUAUUUAUAAGUUGACAGAUUUGAGUUGGGGGAGAGUUAGAAAAAGUAAAGAAGAUCAAAGGAGGGAAAAACAUUACGAAAUGCCUAAAACUGUGGACGAUUUAAACAUAAAGAAACCAAGAGUUGACACUUGUGUGGUUAUCACUAAUUCCUCCGUUUACAAAGUUGUGAUUAGUUGCUCUCCCAUAAACAAAUUCGUUCAUUUGGUCACCGUCGAUAACGACUUGGAAAAAGCCGAACGAUUGUCAAUAAUUUUCGGCUUAAACAUUCAACAAUUACUGGAAGGAUGUGGCGAUUUAAUGAUUACCAAGGGAUCAUUCCAUUCCGGCAUCAUUUUAUACAAACAAGCAAAAGUUCAUUUAUUGAAAAGAGUCCUCAAACUUGCCAUCUCAGCCGACUGCCGAACACUUCUGAAAUUCGUACACCUUUGCUUAAGUGCAAGUCGUGUCGAUAUGUCAAUGGCCACAAAAAUCCACAUUGGUAAUCUAGCCGUUAUGGCCUACACGGAAUUAAUACUUCGACAUGGAGGCCAGGCCCGAAUUUCCAACACUAAAGACUUCAUGAAUUUCUUACGUUAUGAAGAAUUCUACGACCAGAUUUUAGCUGUUAACGUUGCGUGUCAAGCCGGUCAUUGGAACAUUGUUUCUCUAUUGGCGAAAUGUCGUGGUUUACAACUUGAAGUUGUGACCGCUUUUGGCCAAAUUCUCCAAAGUGCGCGAAGUCCAAGACCCAACGAUCGUGAAUUUCUAUUUGCACUUUCUGAGCCGAGUUUGACACAAAGUCUUGUGGUUUUGCCGCAAAGUAGUAAAGAGAUUUUCAAUUUUGUUCGCAAUAAUGUGGACACGUUCCCUGUUGAUAUUCUUCAAAGAUUCGUCGUUCAAUUGGAUCCGAGUCAGCCAUGUGUUAUUCCUCUAGUCAAUAGAAUUUUUUCCACGAACAAAUAUUCGUCUAGUCUUGACACAACGAUAGAAUCCGUUGAUUUGGAAAAUCCUGAUAAGGGCAUAAUUGCAGUCAAGGAUUUAAUCGAAACGUUUUUGUUCGUUUUGAUUAAACUGAUCGGAAAAACGGAUAAGGACGAGUACAACAUCCAUUUGUUAGAUUUUAUGGAUCCUCCAGAGCCUCCAAUUGAGGAAACUUUAAUUGAUAAAAUGCCAGAUUUACAUCAUUUAAGUUGUGGUUUUGAACAUGCAGCAGUCGUUCGAAACUCGUGUCUUUACACAAUGGGGGUUUCCAGUUCGGGGUGUUUAGGUCUAGGACCCCUUUUGACGCAAAGUAGUCCACCGAAGUUAGUUCAAACUUUGUUUGACCUAAAAGUCAAAGUAUUGAGUGUUAGUUGUGGUCGGAAGCACACACUCGCUUUGACCGAUUAUGGGGUUUAUGCUUGGGGCUCAAACACUUAUGGUCAACUCGGUUUAGGUCCUCUAAUCCAAGAGAGCCCCUACCCCCAAAUUAUCACAAAUCUUGCUUUCAAAAAAAUGGUCCAAGUCAGUGCUGGACAAUACCACACGAUUGCACUGUCAUCUAGCGGCGAAGUAUAUACUUGGGGUUGGGGUAUCCAUGGCCAACUCGGUCAUGGUGACUGCGACAAUAUCUACUACCCUAAAUUGUUGCCGUUUCAACAUAAAGUUGUACAAGUCGCAGCAGGUCAUGCCCAUAGCUUGAUUUUAACAAGGGAAGGGAAACUAUUCGGAUUCGGUUCGAAUGUUUUCGGGCAAUUGGAGUAUUGCCAACUCGAUUCGAACAAAUCCACUCGACCUGUCUUGAUUUUAAUCAUGCCCGAUAUUUAUACUGCGAUUGAGAAAAUUGCGACUGGAUAUUUUCAUAACAUUGCCGUUCGUGCAGAUCAAGAGGUUUAUACUUGGGGCGCAAGUCCUCAAGAAGUCCGAAUUUUGCAAUCGAAGAAUUUGCAGAAACAAAAUGGGUUGUCGUUGAAAGGACCCGAUUCGUGGAAAGCGAGUGUCCAUAUUUAUUCCGGUGGUAAUAAAAAACCGAUUGAACAAGUUGUUGUCGGUUACAGACAUUCGGUUAUUUUGCACAAUGGAAAGUUAUUGUGGGGUAAAAACAAAGAUGAUGAACUAAGUCCCCCAAAACUCAACGAUAAAGAUAAUAUUAGUUUUUUUGCGCACAAGUUUAUACAUGUUUCGUGUGGACUGGACUACACUAUGGCGAUCGAUCAUGCGGGGAAGCUUCUGGCUUGGGGAAGCCCUUCUAUGGCUCAGACGAUUCUUGGACGCUCUCUCGACGAAGACAACAAGGCGGCAAGUGAAGGCAAAGUCAUCGUAUUUAAAAACACUCGUCGAGUGAUCAAAUUCCCCAACAAUUUCGACGGAAACACUGACAAUUUCCCCGUCGAAGUUCCCGGACUACCAACAAUGGCAAUCACCUUCAACCCUACAGACCAUCGUUCACUAUUUGUUAAAAAAUACGUCCCUUAUGCUGUUUUACAAAUCGAAAACGAUCAUGAUUUCGAGCAAACUUGCAAACCGCCAACAAAACACACAUCACCUCUCAAUUUUAUUCAAAACAUUCCUAAAUUUAAAUUCGGACAAAAAACACUACACUAUGCUCUCGAAACGUAUCACGGUUUUUACGACUCGGAAAAUGUUAUGUCAAAGUGUUUGGAUAUGAAUAAUUAUCAAGGUGCGAGUAAAAUCGCCAUGUUGAACGGCCAUUUUGGCGAUAGUUUAGGGUUUCAAUUGACCGCGUUUAAAAAGUACAUGGAUUCGUGCGAUUUGGAUUUGGAUUCGAUUUUCGUGAAUAAGGAACAGUUUGAUAAUAUCAAGGAAAAGGAGCAGGACUUUGUCGAGUUCGUUGUUAAGAACAUCCAAGAGGAUUUCGGUGAGAAACAUUUUUUGAGUUCAAGCUCGUCUCUUGAUAGUAUAAGACAGUGGGGCGACGAGGUGGAACACCAAGGGGGCCGCGAGAGUCCGUGCGAAAUGUCCGAUAUCGGAGACAUCCGCCAAAGCAUGAGCCACUACGUGCAAUCACUUAAAAGUAGCGAUAAUUCACCCCCGAUUACAAGUGUUUCUAAACGCGUCUCAGAAUCGGACAGUUUGAAAAAGAAAGCCGAAUUCAUCGAUUUAGAAAUCAAAGAUCAGGAAACGCGCGAAGUCAUUGAAAACGCAUCGAAAUUGAUCGAAUUUUAUAUUAGAAAAAUCUACGUGUCCGAGAAUCACAUUUUGAUGCAAAAUGUUUUGAUGAAAUGUAUAGAUUUUUGGUUAAGUAACAAUUUGCCGGUUCCUAUUUUAGAAAACGUGCUUUUGAAAAACAUGGAUAAGUAUUUCUAUCCGUUGUCGAUUUUAUUGUUUUGUAAAAAUUUCACUAAUGGCUUAGACGACGAAAUCAUCAAAGAGAAAGGUGAUUCGGCCGGGUUUUUGAAAGAGUUUUCAACAAAAUUUUGCCUUCAUCUGUGUUCCAUGGUGUUAGAGAAUGUGAAUAAAGCGUAAUACAAUUGUUUGUAAAAAACAUGGUUUAAGCCAUAUGUGGUGGCAGAAACGUUGAGUUUUAGCUUCUUAAACUAAAUGUACUAGUCUUGAUUAGAUCUCAUUUGAUGUGUAGUCAUUAUGUUUAGUUGUCUUCCAAGUUUUAGGAUACUUGAUACGUUACAGUUUAGGGAAAUUGCAUAGAUUUUUUUGUGAUAACGUUUCAGCUCUGAGCUGAUGCACAAUUUAUUUAACGCAGCACAUCAAUUUUGUUAUGUAUUAGCAAGCCAUAUUUUAUAAUGGAUUCAAUUACAACUCUCAUGAUUAAUAAAGGAAGUUUAAAAUA
This is a messenger RNA of Tribolium castaneum (red flour beetle), 5040 nucleotides long. It is a transcript of the gene ca, whose product is annotated as claret. Gene Ontology annotation, molecular function: protein binding. The record is from RefSeq and is a predicted model, not a curated record. NCBI's taxonomy places the organism in Eukaryota, Metazoa, Arthropoda, Insecta, Coleoptera, Tenebrionidae. The coding region runs from base 132 to 4718 and encodes 1528 amino acids. The transcript is spliced from 11 exons.